Molecule: messenger RNA, 2276 nt
Organism: Periconia digitata
Lineage: Eukaryota; Fungi; Ascomycota; Dothideomycetes; Pleosporales; Periconiaceae
Source: the annotation of a GenBank genome assembly
ACAACGUCUGACACCAACACCAUGUUUCGCACAGUAGCAUGCAGACUACUUACUCGCAAUACCUUGCCACGUAGCGCACGGGGUUCCUAUUUAUCUUGUGGUCCAUUUUCCCACCCAGUCAAGCCUGCCGUCUUUCCCCUUUUACAUAAUCGAAGUGGACGCAGCAUGUCGACUCAAACCUCAAAUUCACCAGAUAAGCGGUACACCACCUCAUUUGCCUUGUUCGAAGCCCUCUGGGAAGCCGGUAUAACAACCUGUUUCGUCAAUGUGGGAUCAGACCACCCUUCUAUUAUCGAGGCCAUCAUCAAAGGAAAGCGAGAGCGCCCAAAUGCAUGGCCACGGAUGAUCACGUGUCCCUCUGAAGUCACGGCAAUCUCUAUGGCAGACGGUUACGCAAGGGUGACUGGAAAACCGCAAGCCGUUGUUGUCCAUGUAGACGUGGGCACUCAAGCGCUGGGACAAGGCGUGCAUAAUGCAAGUGUUGGCCGUGCUCCUGUGUUCAUUUUUGCUGGAAUGUGUCCAUAUACAGAGUCGGGUGAGAUGAAGGGUUCACGGACGGAAUAUAUGCACUGGUUGCAGGAACCGCAUGAUCAAAAGGCUAUUGUGCGGCAGUAUUGCAGAUACACCGGUGAAGUUCGUACAGGACUCAACGUCAAGCAGUCUAUUGGCCGCGCUUUGCAAUUUGCCAUGAGCGCACCCAAGGGACCAGUAUACCUUACUGCCGCACGGGAGGUGCUAGCAGAAGAAGUGGAACCAUAUUCAUUAAAUCAAGAUGAAUGGAUUCCCAUCGGACCCGGCGCACUUCCUCAGAACGCAGUAUCCGAGAUAACAGCGAAACUUGUUGAAUCCAAGAAGCCACUAAUCAUCACAGGUUACUCCGGAAGAGACAGACGUACUCCAGAGCUUCUUGUGGAGCUCGCAGAUCUAAUCCCGGGCAUUCGUGUUCACGAUACCGGCGGUAGUGACGUGUGUUUUCCAUCCUCGCAUCCAGCGUCUGAAGGAUUCCGGCUCAGUUUCGACGACUGCACAAAGGAUGCAGAUACAAUUCUGCUUCUGGAUUGCGACGUCCCAUGGAUUCCAUCACGCAACCCCCCUCCCAGAACCGCAAAAAUCUACCAAAUUGACAUUGACCCACUGAACCAACAGAUUCCGGUAUCUUUCUUUCCAGCUCAUGGGCGAUGGAGGGCGGAUAGUUUCACCGCGCUCAGCCAGCUCGUGGACCACAUCAAGAACGAUCACGCGCUCACUUCGACUCUCAAAGACGAAAAAUAUACCACACGCGCCAGACUCCAAGCCCAAAAACAUCGUUCUCGUCUCGCAAAUAUCCAGUCUCAAGCUGGUCAGCUAUCGCCCACGGACUCGCUCAACCCAAAUAAUAUUGGCCACCUACUCCGAGAGACUCUCCCCUCUUCUACGGAUUUCGUCGUCGAAGCCGUAACGGCAUCGCAAACCCUUCACGAUCAGAUCCAACCCUCUCGUCCUGGCAGCUGGAUCAAUUGCGGCGGCACAGGCAUCGGGUGGAGCAAUGGUGCAGCCGUAGGCGUUAAAAUGGCUUUGAGCGACUCAAUCAAAGACGAGGGAUCUGACGAGAAACUCGUUUGUCACGUCGUCGGAGAUGGGAGUUUUAUGUGUGCGGCACCUUCCAGCGCGCUAUGGGUUGCUAGCAAAUAUAAUGUUCCAUUGCUCACUGUUGUGUUGAACAACGGCGGCUGGAAAGCUCCCCGUAACUCGACCCAACUCGUUUAUCCAGAUGGUCUGAAUCAAAAUGCUUCGGAUGAGGAGAUCAAUACUUCCUUCUCCCCGACCCCGAACUACGCCUUACUAGCCGAAGCAGCAGCAGGAGCGAAUCUCCCCUCCGACGUUGAUAAUGCUAGUGUCGAUGGGAAUUGGAUGAAAGGCGUGAGAGUCAGCACAGUCGAGCAAUUCCGGCAAGCGCUUCACGAUGCAACCGAAAGAGUGCUGCGGCAACGCAAAGGCAUGUUGAUAGAAGUUCUGAUGUGAAAGUUGCCUCAACAACCCUUCCCAAUAAUUUUCCUGUUUCGAAAGAUAUUAGGAAGGGGGUGUAUGUGUACAUGCGUUUAGCGCCUCCAACAAGUCACAAAGUUUCCUAAAUGCAGAUACUAAAACUGCCACAAAGACAUACAUUCAUACAAGGAAAAAAAAAGCCCCCUUCACUUUCCUCCUUUCCCAAAAAUCGAGAAUGUCUCACACGUAAGCACCAACCACCGCACCCCUCCACCGCUGACAAACCAAACUCCGGAAAAACACACUUAUUA